This is a messenger RNA of Monopterus albus (swamp eel), 1964 nucleotides long. RefSeq lists its product as uncharacterized. Gene Ontology annotation, cellular component: SCF ubiquitin ligase complex. The transcript has 3 exons. The coding region runs from base 263 to 1381 and encodes 372 amino acids. Lineage: Eukaryota; Metazoa; Chordata; Actinopteri; Synbranchiformes; Synbranchidae. The record is from RefSeq and is a predicted model, not a curated record. Gene Ontology annotation, molecular function: protein binding. Gene Ontology annotation, biological process: protein polyubiquitination; SCF-dependent proteasomal ubiquitin-dependent protein catabolic process.
AUAUUUAGUAAUAUGAUCCGGUAUAAAGCAAAUUCUGUAAAAUUACAGCAAUGCGCAGUAAUUAUCUUUAAAAUCUUUUGUCUUCUCUCAGCUGGCUUUUAGCAGGUUAGCUUUUUAACUAAAGACGGGAGGGAGCCACAGGGGAGUUCAAUCACAAGGCUUCAACAGCCUAAAGAUAUUUAUGGCAAAGCUAGACCACAAGAUCACCUGGUGGAGAUUCUGACCUCUAUCAGUACCCACCAGCAUCACGUCAUCUGUCAUCAUGUCACCACGAAAAAGACCCCUGAUUCCAGUAAACAGCCGGCGGAAAGCAACGGAUGAUUACUUCCCUUUCAACUUCCUGCCAGUGGAGUGCCAGCUGCAUGUCUUGUCCUUUCUGAAUGAGGUAGAUAAGUGUAGUUGUGCGUUGGUUUGCCUCAGCUGGAGUUGUCUUGUCCGCUCAUGGAAGCUGUGGCGGGUAGCUGACUACUCCCGUCGUGGUGUCUUCCAUUUGGAUCAAGAGGGGCUGCUUGUUUCCAACCGUGAGUUUGAGAGGUGGAAAUCCUGGGUCCAUCAUUACACCCACCACCUUAUCUCCCGCCGGGCAAGCCUGCUCACACUGAAGGCCAGCUUCGACCUGGGGGAUCACUGCAACAAGUGGGGCGAACUGCUGAGCCACCUGCUGGAUCAGGUUCACUGCAGAGACCUCAGCCACCUAGACCUCAACUGGACCUUUACUCUUCUUGAGCCACUGGACCUUAGGGUCCACUCCAGCUCCAGCUCACACCAGGACAGCAUUACCAAAAUGGACCAGGUGACCAGUUUCCAGGAGCUGCUGACCAAACUGACCCAGAGCUGCCCACGCAUCACUAAGAUGCGGUUACAUUUUGACUGGUCGGAUGCAUCUGUGUCGCUGCUCACACAGUUCCAGCAGCUCCGAGUCCUUGAGCUCAAAUACUUCUGGGUUUUUAAAGGAGUGACUCCCUCGACGCUGCAGACCCUAACCAAAUCCCUGCCUAGCCUGAAGUCUUUGACAUUACACAUCUUGGUGCCGCUGAGGAACCUCGGCAUUUCAUACACUCUGGACUCUGAAUCUUUGGAGUUCCUGGACGUGUCGCCAAGCCGAGGCCUAGUCUUCUCCUGUCUGAAGCUGCCUGCCCUACGUGAGCUUCGGGCCAAGAAGAUUGUCCGUGGUAUUACACUGGACCGGAGGACCAGGCUGAGGAUUCAGAGGCGGUGGCCUUGCCUGUACCACGUCCUCCGAGAGGGGACACCAAAACUUCAGACCCUAAACAAUGAGAGGCUCCUUCCCACAUGGAGAGAGGAAAGCUAUGUGGAGCUGUGCACCAUCCUAGCACAGUCCUGUUACUGUGUUCAGCAUCUAGACAGCUGGCUUUGGUAGACAACUUACUGACAAUAAAUGAAGUACAUCUCAUACUUGGUCAUUGUAGGUAGAUUCCAGAAGAAAGCAAUAUAUUGCUUUUAAACACAUUGUUUUCCUGAUUUGAAUGAACAGAGGGACACAGUUGAGGAUGAGAAACUGAGACUUGAUGCAAAAUCAAAUGAUGGAAAGUUAAUAAGCUUCUGUUAAUUUGGAAACGCUUUCCAAAAUGUUGAUAAGACACCGAUGUAAACCGCGCAUCUAAAUGUUUUUUUGUUUGUCCAGUACUUCCAAAAAGCAAUAGCACUUCAUGCUGAUUGCACUGUGUUGUGCUGCACUGGAUUCAUUCCCUCUAAAGACCAUUAACUACAUCUCCGCCUGAGCCUGUUUAAUAUGAAAAGAAGACCAAAUGACAAAUGUAAUGGCUUCUCCAAGUUGUAGAAAAUGCCUUUAAACCUAGCCUGUUCAAAGAGAAAACUGACAGGAGUACUAGCUCCCACAGCUGAAGAAACAAAAAACAACCCAGAAUAAAGGUAAAAUAUUCGGAGAAAAAAACUUGAAAAAGUUCUAUUUUCAGUAGGGAAAUCAUAAUAUUUUGAUGAUA